Molecule: messenger RNA, 780 nt
Organism: Penicillium argentinense
Lineage: Eukaryota; Fungi; Ascomycota; Eurotiomycetes; Eurotiales; Aspergillaceae
Product: putative DNA repair protein Dds20/Mei5
Exons: 2
Coding region: 1-780 (259 amino acids)
Biological process (GO): DNA recombination
Source: RefSeq, a predicted model, not a curated record
AUGAGCAGUGAUCGCCCUCCCGUUAAACGUCGUCGCCUCGACUUAGCUUCCGCGCUUUCGAAACCCUUCAAGUCCCCGUUUCGCAAGCCGUUGGCCGUCGACCAGGACUUGCCUCAGCCCACUCCUCGAACGCCAGAGGCAGCUGACCCCCUCAAUGACGAGGAGAGUGCGGGUCCCGUUCCGACGCGCCUGGUAUUCCGUGCAGAUUCAAUUGCAGGUGCAUCUUCCCCGGAUGCUUCUUUUGUUGGCCAUCUACGCAAGUCUACUCCUCGACGCACCGGACUCUCGACACCGGCACAAUCCCCUCAGGGCGACACGGAGAUAUUCAACUUGCAAAAGCAGCAGCGGAGGCUGCAGUCGCGACUGGCCUCAUUACGUACGGAACUCGACAAUGCAAGCCAGGCUCAUCGGAUCGAAUCCUCGACCAAGGAUGCCGAGCUGGAAGCCUUAAUCCUCAAGUGGCGACUCGUCAGUCAGGAUGCAGCCGACGAGGUCUUUACAGGGGCCCAGGAGCGAGUCAAGGCUAUGGGUGGUCUGGCAGCUUGGAGGGCGCGCAGCAGGCUAGACACGUCCCGAUGGGAUUUCGAGAACGAGAAUCACAAUCGCGAAGACGAGAAUGAAGAAGGUGACCAGCCGGGCUAUUCGGGUGGCAAAGACAAUGUAAUCGAGGAAAACGAGGGAGAAGAAGAGGAGUUCACGAUGGAGUGUAUGCUGAAGAUGCUCAAUAUCAGCCCGAAGAUGAUCGGCCUCGAUACUUCGACCGGAAAGUGGAUUCGAUAG